GUUGGAAAUGCCCGCCCCCCGAUUCUCCCCUGACCAAACGCGCUGCCACUGACACGGAGCUUCACACUGACCGCUGCCUCUCAAACUGAAUACUGUACAAAAGAGAAAGGUUUUACGGUGGACUGCAGGAUCUUACCAUAUGUGGAGAUAAAUCUCAUUCAACGCUUUUUGGGGCAUGAUAAACUUGUAUUCAUCAACCCACGAGGAACCCCUUCAAACUGGGACACUUGAGUGGAAUAAACCAGCAGAGGGGGAUUCGGGGGGAAGGAAGAGAAGAGGGAUUAGGGGCUUAUCCUGGACAUGACCAAUCCUUAAGGAGCCUCCGUCAAGCUGUACUAUUGCCCAGAUUAUUACAUUUAAUUUAUUGCCUUUUAAAGACCCUUUAUCUCCCCCGGGAGAUUCCUGGCGAGUGGGCCGCUGGAUUUCAGUAUCUUUAAAAACAAAGGAUCAGGAGCAGAGGCCGGUGGGAGUGGAGGAGCAUGAGAAGAUACAUGCAGGGAUAAAGCAACAAGCCUUCCUGCCGCCUUAUACACUUCAGCAGGGUGCAGGUCAAGGGUCACUGAAUGAACUUGGAUUUGGAAAGCAUGCGAUCACAUUGAUUACACAAAUCUGAUUAAGAGCAUGUAGCAGCAGUCUCUCUGGACCUUACUAAAGAAGGAGCACAUGGUUUCAGUCCUAAACCACAAAGAUAUCUGCAGCCCGAGCUGAAUUUAUUUCUGAACUGAUUUUUUUUUUUUCAGAAGCACAAACCCAGAACAACUGGGAAGCCCAGAAUCUUUGACCACAUAAGCAGCAGAGGUUUUCAGGAAUUGGAGUCAUGCAUAUUUUCAGCUCACAUUUAUCUUCACAGAAUCUUUCUGGAUAUGAACAAAGACCGAUGGCCAAAAUGGGACAUAGCUGAAUGCGCCUGCCUUUUGAGAAACCGUGCAAAAGAAACUUUCCACUCAACUGCGGUUGUUAUUCUGCCGAGAUAUUUUAAAGCUUGAAGGGUGAUACGUGUAUAGUUUGCUUUCUUACGGUGUUCUCACCAUUUUUUAAAAAACAAUUUUUGUGGAUAUUUUCUUUCUGACUCUGGAAAUUUACAGUUUGUACCCAGAGAAGCCAUGAACUUGGGCAAGCUCGCUGGCCUGAAGGGCCUGGUUUCCCACUCCUCAGGAAAGCGUCGAUUUAAAGGUGACCUCACCCCGGACAUGAUCAGCCCCCCACUAGGUGACUUCCGCCACACCAUGCACGUGGGCCGUGGAGGGGAUGUGUUUGGGGACACCUCGUUCCUCAGCAACCAUGGUGGUGCAGGAAAUAACGCAGAUGGAGACUCCUCCUCCACUUCAGAGAAGAAUGAGGGAUUCUUCUCCCGCACGCUUCGCCAUGUCCGCAAGACCCCCGACAGGCCCCGCGGUAGCUCCAAGGACCUUUCGCCUCCACCUCCACCCAUUUCUCCAAUCAUUAAGAAUGCCAUUUCCCUCCCCCGGCUGGACGUGGACUCACCCAACGGCUGUCCUGUGAAAGUGCUUUUCCCUAGUCCACCCAAAACACCAGAGAACUCCACAUACUUGUAUGGUUUGGAGUCUGGCUUUGUAACCUUGCCGAGACUGUCCCGCACUGAGCGUCCAGCCCAGGGCAGUUCUCCCUCUGCCUGCCCGCCUGAAAUCCACAGAGGCUCGCUCACAGACACGGGUAUCCCGUCCUUCCCAUGUUCAGACUCCAUCAGUCCUUCUGACUCCAUGAACUCCUUCACUCUUGAUCUGGGCCCUUCCCUCAUGUCUGAAGUCUUUGCCAUGAUUGACAGCCCUGUGUGUGAAACGACCGAUCCCAUCAGUGAAAAAGCACAGUCCACCGAUGAUAACUCUGAGGUGGACUCGGACGCAACCACGUCCUUGGUGGACUCUCUCCUGAGAGAAGACGAUGACGGUAGGACACGGUUGUAUGGAGGAGAGUGGAAGCGUUCAGACUUUGUAAAUGGUGAGUCACCCAAAAAAUCCAUGUUGGGGGAUCGAAUGCGCUCCUUCUCCAUUGAGGAUCAUGGCAUGGAGCCGGAGAGUUUCCAGAGGGCUGCUGAUGUGCUGGCACGUCAUUAUGGGAGUGGAGGACUCAGGAAUACAAACACCAACAACUCUCAUAGGAGAGGACCAUACAGCUAUCCUGAUGAAGAAGAAGAAAUCAAAGUCUAACACCAAAUCGUACAUCACCUUUAAAUGGAUAGUUCAGCCAAAAACGAAUGUUCUUUCAUAAUUUCCGCAGCCUCAUGAUGUUCCAAACCUGAUUCUUUCCUUUGCGAUAUAAUGAAAGGAGUUGCACAGAAUGCCACUUUUUUCAUUAUAAUGUAAUUGAAUGAGGGUUGGGCCUAUCAAGCUCCAUAAUCAUAAAAAAGCACCAUGAAAGUAUCAUAAAUGUAGUCCAUAGUUUUCUGAAACCAUGUUAGUGUACAGUGAGGAACAGACCAAAAUUCCCAAAAGUUAUUAUUGACUUAUGAUAUUCUGUUCCUCUGGGCUGUGAACUGAAUUACUGAGUCACUCGAGCACCAAAUCAGUUCUGGUUCAAAUUUUGAACGAAUCAUCCAGACUGAUUUUCUGUACUGCAUAAACAUUGAAAAGAUAAAGAUAACACUAAAAAGAUAAAGACAAUUUUUUCAGGAAUAUGACAUUGCUACUUCUCCCGUGAACAUGCCACAGACAACUAGGACAGAUGUCAAUGAAUAACAAAAAUAAUUAAUCAUUUAAAGGGAUAU
Sinocyclocheilus rhinocerous is the source of this 2725-nucleotide messenger RNA. RefSeq names its product CDC42 effector protein (Rho GTPase binding) 1a (gene cdc42ep1a). Gene Ontology annotation, molecular function: small GTPase binding. The coding region runs from base 1104 to 2168 and encodes 354 amino acids. The record is from RefSeq and is a predicted model, not a curated record. Gene Ontology annotation, biological process: regulation of cell shape; positive regulation of actin filament polymerization; Rho protein signal transduction. Gene Ontology annotation, cellular component: cytoskeleton; cytoplasm; plasma membrane. Lineage: Eukaryota; Metazoa; Chordata; Actinopteri; Cypriniformes; Cyprinidae. The transcript has 4 exons.